Maniola jurtina (meadow brown) is the source of this 1534-nucleotide messenger RNA. RefSeq lists its product as uncharacterized. The record is from RefSeq and is a predicted model, not a curated record. The transcript has 3 exons. Lineage: Eukaryota; Metazoa; Arthropoda; Insecta; Lepidoptera; Nymphalidae. Bases 245 to 796 code for a protein of 183 amino acids.
UGUGUCUUUCAAAAUGAAUAAAGUACAACUAAAUAAUUUUAACGCAAAAGUUGUAAACUACGUUUUGACGUAAUUGUAAAAGUGUAAGUGGAGUGGCAUUCUAAUGAUUUGUAGUAGCAAAUUUUUGUGAGUGCGCCAUAUUUCAUAAUUAAACGCGAAGUGGAUCACUUGGAUCGUUUGGCAGUCAAACAUUCUGAAAGUGAUUUGAGAAUUAAUGAAGAAGUGACAAAAGUGUUCUGCAAAAAUGGCGCCUUAUGGUCAACCCAAUUAUAAUUUUCCCGAAGAUGAGUUUGGUAUACCAGAGGAGCACGAAAUAGACAAAGAGGAAACGGGUGUGGCCCAAGUCACUAUGUGGUAUUUGAUGGUUUUAAUGUCUAUGCUCAUCAUUUGGAUUAUGAUUUUCUUCUGCUUACGGGUUUUUACGUUAAGACAAAAGACGCGCAGCUCGCAGCAGAGACGAACGUUCAUUGCCCCUCGGCAGCGGCCGUCGCUGUCGCAGGCAGAGCCUACUAUAUACGUCAGUCCCGCCAAUUUGCCCCCACCGCCCAAAUAUGAGGCAAUGGCACCGCCCAGCUACGAAGAAGUGGUGGGAAUCCACUAUCCAAACUACCAGCCCCCAGUACAACCAAUCACGCAGCCAAUCACUGCAGCGCUAGCACAGAGCUCGAAUUCCCCAGAUAACGUUACGAAUAUCGAGAGCCAAAGUAACGCCGCCGGUACCGUUCCCAGUAACGUUACGCCGUGUACAGUUAUUACCGUUACCAAUGAAAGGACAGCUGUCACAGCGUCCUCAUGAUUUCACAGACUGUUAAUUGAUUUCAAAAUAGGUAUUUAUUGACCAGUUUAACUGGUGGGGCAAUGCAUUUAUGGAGUUUGUGUAGUACAUUGGGGGUUCAUACGAGGUACGAACGUACUGAACCAAGUCAUAAAAGACAAAAUCUAAUAAUUUAAAAAAGUUUAUUUGAAUUUCUCUGACAACUAGGUAUAUCUUAAAAAUUAAAAUAGUUUUUUUUUUUUUAAUAUACAACUGACAAAAUCAUUCAUGAAGUUCAAAUAAGCGUUUUUUUUUGUAAACCAAGAUCUUCAUAUCAAUUGUAGGCGUGAACGUAUUAUACGUUCGUGUAUAAUUGAGGUUACAAAUAAAUAUUAUAACUUACAAAAAAUUGUUUUGUAUAAACUUUAUUUUCGAUUAAUGAUUCCAAUAAAAUCACUGGUUUUGUUCAGUAAAAAAAGAAUGUUUGGAUAUAAUAGGUAUUGUUAUCCAAAUAACGUUGUUAACUAUAACGUUAUUAUUAUUGUAACGUUUGGAACACGAUCAAACUAUAAACAAAAUGAGAUUUUGUAAUAAUUUUCAGUCUUUUUCGAGGACGUAAGACUGACUCUUAUUACUUACUUUUAAUGUUAUUUAAGUAAUAACUAACAUGUGAACUGACUGUGAAAAAAUUACCUACGUAUUACUUAUAUUUAAUGUUACCAAUGUAAAAAUAUUAUAUUUUAAUAAUAAAUAUAUUUAAAAACAAAUAGUUUUAAGGAA